ACUAAUGUUUACAAAACAGUGUUUUUAUUUUAUUUAUAUACCAAUUGAUUGAAUCAUCAAAACAAACAAACAUUUCAAUCAAUCAAUUGAUUUUGUUUGUCAUCAGUACAACAACAACAACRACAACAACAGCUGAUCCACACACACACACACACAAGACUAGAUGCAAAUGAUGAACAUCGAGGCCCUGGAGGCCGACGCCCGUCAAACGGCACUCAAACACGUAUCAAAUAUGCUUCAGAGACCGGAUCAGCUGGAAAAAGUAGAUCAAUACAAGAAACGAGUUGUCCGUAAAAUGACAUCCGUUGAGGGUAUGCUAAAGACGGCAAUGCAGACACAGUUGGACGGCGUCCGGACCGGACUAAUACAUUUGCAAACAUCCCAACAGGACAUCGAUGAAAUCAAACGUACGCUAAAAGAAGUAGAAGAAACGUUUCCAGUGGUUCCCAAUUUAGUUGAGAAGUUAAAAUCGGUUCGCGAAGAAUCGAUGAAACAUUCGCAAUAUGUGGCAGCCAUGGAUAAUCUUAAGCAUAUAUUCAAUGUACCCGAAAGUAUACUCAAGACUCGGGAGGCCAUAGCCGAUGGUAAGCUGUUGAUAGCUCAUCAGUAUUUGACUGAUUUGGAGAAUUCGCGCGACGACCUACUGUUUGAAUUGCAUCGAUUGCCGGCCACAUCAAUGGCCGAUAAGAAUCUAUUGAAACAUUACUAUUCAGAAGUGGAAAAACUAUCGGAAGAAUUGGGCAAACAGUUGUGGCUAAUCAUUAGACUAACACUGAACUCAGUACGCAAAGAACCAUCGAUUAUAGUGACUGCGCUGAGGAUUAUUGAACGCGAAGAAAAAGCCGACGAAUUGGCACUGAAACGAUCGGAUACUUCGGGUUUUAUGGCCAUUGGACGGCCAAAACAGUGGCGCAAACGCGUGUUUGAGAUACUGGAAGAAGCAAUCUAUGAACGUAUUGCUGGCAAUCAGUUUCACGACAGACACCAGAAUAAGAUGUGGUUAGUCUUGCAUCUGGAAGUUACUCGACUGUUGUUUAUCGAAGAUCUUCGUGUGGUCAAGAAUGCAUGUGUUCCCUGUUUUCCUCCCAGUUAUGAUAUUGUCAACAAAAUGCUUUAUUUAUACCACAAGUGUUUGAGCGCACACCUACACGAAAUGGCCAACCAGUUGGAGGGCAAUGAAUACGUAACAGUACUGAAUUGGGUUCAAGCUUACGAUGGACCCGAACUCAUGGGUCACAGAGAUCUGGAUUUUGAUAUUAAAUCCAGAAAUUUUGAACCACUUUUAUCGAAACCAUUGGUCGACGAACUAACUAAUAAAUAUCUGUCGACUGUCGAAAAAAAUUAUAAAGAAUGGCUAAGCAAUACCAUUGCCCGUGAGGUCAAAGAUUGGGACAGUAGUAAUCAGCCCGAGUGUGAUGAGUCCCGUCACUAUCAGACAACUACACCUGUUAUUGUCUUCCAGAUGAUUGAUCAACACCUUCAAGUGGCCCGAACAGUGACCAGACAUUUGGUCAAUCGGGUUCUAAUCAUAAGUAUGGAUCACUUGUCGACAUUUGCCAAACAAUACAAAGACGCUGUCAAACGGUAUGCAAAGUCUCACUUCGAGAAUCGCAAUCAACUGUUCACUCCUAAUAUGAUUGCAAUCACUAAUAAUUGUUUGAGUUUUAUUGAAAUUGCAAUGAAUUUCAAACAAGAGUACAAAAGUGGCGAUUCAACCGAAUUGGAGGCAAACAGAGUGUUUGAUAAUGUGGUCAAAUCUUUUGAAGAACUUAAAGAAGAAAGUAUCGGACAUUUACUUUACGAGAUAUUCCUCGACGUCGACCGGGAAAUCAAUAAAGUUGGUACUCAGGAGUGGUUCGACUCGAAGAUCAGUGUCAUUGAAAACAUUUGUCUUACUCUUGAAGACUAUUUUCGUGACUAUGUCUAUCUUAAAGAAAAAAACUCGGAUCGACUUAAAGAAGAACUACAAAACAAAUUAGCCAAAGGAUACAUAACAGCUAUUUUACUCAAAAAAAUGCAAUUAAGAAAUCAAAGUCAAAGAGAAUUGUUUGCCAAAAAGUUUAUCAGAGAAGCAGAGAUAUUGAAGGCAGCCAUCGCUAAAUUACCGACAAAGAUGUCCACAAAUAUUGUCAAAAAUUCUCCAUUUGAUUGUUUGCCACUUUUGGCUGAGUUUUUAAAGCUAAAAGACUUAAGUAUGCUAUUCCUCGAAGUAUCGGGUUUGGUUAAGAAAUAUCCCGACAUCAAAGUGGAACACUUGACGGCACUGUUAUCGCUGAGAGAGGACAUGUUGAAGACAAAUGUCAAAAAGCAAGUCGAGGACAUGAUGUCCGACUACGAGAUAACCAGUGAUGAGAAAACUAUUUUCUCGAAAAUAACACUCAAUUGAUGACAUAAUAACAACUGUUAAACGAAUGAUAAUAGACAAAUGAAAACAAACAAAAAAUUAAUUUAAAUUUUAUAAAUAAUUUAUUUAUUAU
Oppia nitens is the source of this 2477-nucleotide messenger RNA. It is a transcript of the gene Sec6, whose product is annotated as exocyst complex component 3-like. Gene Ontology annotation, cellular component: exocyst. The coding region runs from base 164 to 2386 and encodes 740 amino acids. The record is from RefSeq and is a predicted model, not a curated record. The transcript is spliced from 9 exons. Gene Ontology annotation, biological process: exocyst localization; exocytosis. NCBI's taxonomy places the organism in Eukaryota, Metazoa, Arthropoda, Arachnida, Sarcoptiformes, Oppiidae. Gene Ontology annotation, molecular function: SNARE binding.